Messenger RNA from Phytophthora nicotianae INRA-310, 684 nucleotides. RefSeq lists its product as hypothetical. The transcript has a single exon. Lineage: Eukaryota; Oomycota; Peronosporomycetes; Peronosporales; Peronosporaceae. The record is from RefSeq and is a predicted model, not a curated record. The coding region runs from base 1 to 684 and encodes 227 amino acids.
AUGGUGACGAUAGAAGAGGUACUGGAGGACAAAUUGGUGAAGGCGUGUGAAGAAGGAAACGUGGAGGUGUGUCAAUCGAGUGUGGUGGAUCUGCAGAGUCGAUACGGAGUAGCAACGGAGGCUGUUCAAGAGCUUCUUGGGUAUGCUUUCUCUUGUGCUGCUGCGCACAAUCAGAUCGAGAUCAUGAAGCUGCUUUUGUAUCCGUCGGACAAAACAAACGGUAACGCAAUGACUCUGUCUGAAGAGGUUCACGAGUGCUUGCUGUAUGGAAUGUGUCGCUGGGAGAAGUAUUUCCCGAGAAGAAAGAGGUUCCAGUGUUGUUUUGCAUUGCGGUAUCUAGCCUACGCAGCAGUGAUUUGUGUUGAGCAGAACGCACUACAGGCGCUGGAAUUUCUGGUUCAGCACCAGACACCACCAAUGCCUUCGUUACUGGUGGACACAGAUGUGGUGCGCUGCUUCCGCUAUGCAUUGGAGCUUGGGGGUGACUUUAAUGCUCCAGCACCUCAAGCCUACCGACCGAUGCUUAUGCUGCUUUUGUAUAAUUAUCCGACAUUGCUACUCCCGCACGUGGAUGGAACGUAUGAAGUGGAUGCAUCCCUUGUUGGUGCCACCAGAAAACAUAUCGAGUCACUGCGAUCCAGCUUACAUUACGAGUACGUCACGAACCCACAGCUACAGAAGUAG